GUGUCGUCUGUCUCGCACCAAGCUUCCUCCGCAAGGGAAAUCCUGUCAGGCUGCCUGGAGCGUCUUCACGUUGGGACGAGAGCCCUAGCUGUGGAAGCCCAAGGGCAGAACAGACUGUUCCGAGCCGCGGGAGAGGGUCUGCCAGGAGGAGCUUCAUCCCUGCAGCACUGCUGCUAGAGUUAGAGAAACCUGCUGCCUCUCCUCUCUGUUUCUUUUGGUCUCCUGGAGAGGAGAGAUGGCGGAGCUUGACACCAGUUGGACAGCCUAUACCAGGAACUAGAUUUAUUGCGUUCAAAGUACCUUUAAAGGGGGCCAUUAACCAGAGGCUUACUCCAACUCAGAAAUUCACACCAAAAGACUUAAUAGCUGCGAUGAAAGCCCUAAAUGUGGAGCUUGGAUUAAUUAUUGAUUUAACAUAUACCACGCGAUACUAUGAAGUUAAGGAUUUACCUAAAAGUGUGCAGUAUAAGAAACUUUAUACUGUUGGACUUGAAGUCCCCGAUAAUGCUACUAUCCUACAGUUCAAAAAAUGGGUCAGAAAAUUCCUAUGGGAAAAUGCAGGAAAUGAGAAACUCAUUGGCGUUCACUGUACUAAUGGAAUUAAUAGAACUGGCUACCUUAUAUGUAGGUAUCUUAUUGAUGUUGAAGGCUGGGAUCCAGAGGCAGCAAUCCAAGCUUUCGGUGAUGCUAGAGGUCAUCGCAUGGAUGGUCUUGUGUAUCUCACAGAUCUCAGAACACAACCGAUGAGAAGUAACCUUGGAAUGGAUGUGUGGGAUUCAGAAGAAGAUACUGUUCCUCCACCACAUGCAAUGGAAGGACCUGUAGAACGGUUCCCAAAUGAAGAUUUUCAAGGGCCUGGGAAAAGAUUAAGAAUUUAUGAUGACCACUCACACAGCGAUUUGCAAGGACAGAUACAGUUGAGAGAUUUUGAUUUCAUUAAUAAGGGGCCUGGACAAAGACGAAGGCCAUUUCAUGACCACCAGUCUCAGGAUGAUUUACGAACACCAGUGCAGAUGAGAAAUUGGGACUACAAUAGGGGACCAGGACAGAGGCGAAGACCCUUUCCUGAUCACCAGUUUUAUGAUGAUUACCAAGAAGAUAUGCAGCUGAAGGACCUAGAAUUCAGUAACAAGGGACCUGGACAACGACUGAGACCUUUUCAUGGGCACCAAUUUCAUGAUGAUUUACAAGUAGAGAGACAGUCAAGAGACUUCGAAUUUAAUAGGGGCCGAGGACAAAGGCAGAGAUCUUUUCCUGACCAUUCAUCUCACAGUGAUUUGCAGGAAGAUGUGCAAUCAAAGGAUUUUGAUUUUGUUAGCAGGGGCCGUGGCCAGAGGCGAAGACCCUUCCAUGACCACCAGUCUCACGAUGAAUUUCAGAACCAGAUGCAGUUAAAAGAGUUAGAUUUUGUCAACAAAGGUCCUGGACAAAGACUGAGGCCCUUCCAUGACUAUCAGUCACAUGAUGACUUCCAGCCACAGAUGCAACUGGGAGAUUUUGAAUUUGUUAAAAGGGGCCGUGGGCAGAGGUUGAGACCUUUUCAUGAUCACCAGCCUCACAAUGACUUACAAACAGAGAUGCAACUAAAAGAUUAUGAUAAUAAAGGUCCUGGACCAAGAAACAGACAUUUUCAUGACCAACAGUCUUAUGAUGACUUACAGGAACAGACUCAGUUAAAAGAUUUUGAUUAUGCUAAUAAAGGACAUGGACAAAGGCUGAGAUCUUUUCAUAAUCAUCCAGCUCAUGAUGACUUGCCACAUGAAUGGUGUUCAGACAGAAGUCAAUCUUUUUCAUCCCAUGAAAAUGUACCAGAAUCUCAUUUCUCCUCAUCUCCUUCACUUCACAGAGAUUAUGGGUCUGAUAGUGAUGACUUUAAAAGAAGUUACAGUAAUCGACCAAAUUGUCCUGAAGAGAAUAGGAGAAUGCAUCCUUCAGAUGAAUUUAAUAGAGGAAAAAACAGAUUUGCACCAUAUUCUUCACGUACAAUGCAUUCAUCUUCAUCUGUACACCAGGAAGAUAGUUCAAUAGACUAUGAAAGAAAACCUUUUCAAGGUGAAACUGCAAGAGAGAUGGAACAGGGCAAAAGGUUACCAGUUGUAACGGUUGAUUACAAUUACGGUUUGCCAUUAGAUUAUGGACCUGAAGAGGAAGAGAGGACACAGUAUGAUUUACCUCCAAGGGACCGCUACAACUGGAAUUGAAUAAAAAGGACAGUGUUUGCUGAGCUUAGACUUACAUUUACCCAUUUUACUUUGUAUGUGGACCAUUUUUUUUUUUUUAACAAAUUAGAGAAGCGCAAAUUUUGAUAGCAGAGAACUUGUCUCUGUUGUAAGAUUAGCGUCUACUGAUGUUUGGUUCUUAAAUUUAUUAGGAUGUAUUUGUUAAGUGUAGUUGGAGAAAAGGUCUAAGUACCCAUGGAAUGAAAAUAGUCUUUCCUUUUAGUGAAAUUGGAAACCUAUAUCUUAAAGCAAACUACUUUCUGACAGAUAGUAAUUGUGUCUUUUAUUUUAAAUUUAAUAUGUAAUGUCAAGGUGCAAAACUUAUAAUAAAAUACUGCACCAUCAGGUGGACUAGCAUUGAGAUUAUAGAAAAGCUACUGUGAAACAAGUGAAACAGUUGUCAGCUUGAUCUUUUAACUUGAUAAUAGCAGUUUGAAUUAAUGCUAGCAAAACCGAAUGUCUUUGUCUUGAAACCUUUACUACUUAAGAGAUAUCCUUAAAAUAGACACUUACUUUUAAUAAUAGAACUUAACAUGAGAUGAAGUUUUGGUUCUGUGGAUUGAGUGCACAACUGAUGGGUAAGAUGAACUUGUUCCACCAUAGUUAAAUGGUUUGUCUAUAUCCUGUCUUCUCUUUUGGUAUUUUCAAAGUCUGCGAGAUCUCUGCAACACUGCAGUUUAAUUCCAGUUUUUCUGUACAUCAACUGAAGAGGCCUACGUUCACUGUCUUUCAUAGCAGAUUUUUUUCCCCCAGAUUGCUAAGAACUUGGAACCAGCUGGUUUUCAAACACUGUAAAUGUCAAACCUGCUUUUCAGUAACCUGAAGAUCCCAUCCUGAUUGUUUAUUCCUGAUCUCAUAGAUUAUAUAUGUUUCAGAAUAGCCCUGUACAGAUGAAUUUCACAAUUUUCUCAGCAACCCAUCGGAAUGAGGUAGCUUAUAUUAUCAGCUUGUCCAUCUCGGCUAGCCAAGAUUGCCUGCAGGGUAAGCGCAUACACUUCCCUAUUUGUUAGUCGGAUCUGUCUCCUUCUGUUGUGUUUUCUACUAGCUUCUGGUUACAGUACGGCAGAGUAAUUUACUCAGAGUAGAAAAAUAACAUCUUCAGGUAAGUUUCUUUUAGAUUCAUGCAUUGGAACAAUCUCCUCUGGAGUGCCACUUCACUGGAUCUCCAGAAGGAAGUGCGAUAAACAGUGACUAAGUUCAUGCCAGCAGCUGCCUCCCCCUGUAUGUAAACAAAUCUUAGUUUAUAGGACAGAAAAUAGUAUUAAUACAAUACCCAGGUAAAUGAAAAAUUAAAUUUUACAAAUUUAAUAAUUUUUACCUUUUAAAUAAUAUAUUUUCAAAGGGGGCAUCAUAGUGAAUAAGGAUAAAGCUAGACCAUGGCAUUAAAUUUAACAAUUAAAAUGAAUGUUUCAGGGAACACAAGGUGUUAUGCAGUUAAAAAAACUGCUUGAAAAGCAGCAUAGCUGGAAAGCAAAAAGCAAGAAGGUGUAAGUGUGCACUAGCAACUGCAAUAAUAAGAGUUCAUAGCUAGAAUACACAGACCUUUUUUGGCUUUUAGUAGCAGUGUAAAAGUUAGAUUUCUGAUCUCCUGGUUCUGUGGCUACUAAAUAAGCACUAGACUUUCAAAAGCUUGGAAUGUCUAGCAACUCCGGUUAACUUGCAUCAUAUGCAAAAAGUUCCAGGAAUCAAAGGAUUCUGUGAAUAUAUGCCUGAUUGCCUUUACAACUCAGAACAACUUUGGCUUUGUUCAUUAUACAAAGUAAAUAGUUCUCUCUUUCACAGCUGUGACGCUUAAUCAAUGUCACAACACAAGUAAGCAAUGAGUAGGAUAUAAUUUAUUAUUUUGCAGGCAUAGGCUAUUCACAUAUCAGAGGAACAGAAAGAAAGAUCAAUCAAUAGUUAGCAAAUAAAGCAGAGUCUACGUACCACCAAGCAAUGUGGGCGCUCAACCUCGAGGAGUUUCCUGGUCAGGUGUCCCCAAACCAGGGAAGAGGCAACUUGCAUCUGUCUCUCCUAGUGAAAGUCCCCUUCCCUUACCUACAGAUACACCUGACAGUGAUGACCACAAGUCGUAAGACAAAACUUUGUUCAGCUGGUGGAACUAAGAUGUGGUUCGGAUGAAACAAAGAUGUGGUUCCAGGUGGUCAGUUCUUGGCAAAUUGUCCUGUUCACGGGACAGUGCAGCUGUCCAAGUUCUAUUAAUAAAGCAAGUUGUAUCAGCCCUCAGGUAUCUGCUCAUAUUAAUAACUUAUAUAACAGUGGCUGGAGGGCAGCCUGUGGAAGCAGGUGUGCCUUUGGUGGAACAGUGGGGUUCAGUGUAGCCUCCCCUACAACAGCAGCUAGUCAAUUUUAUUUCUCAUUAAAUCUGUGGUUGUGAGAAUGGUGCAGCCUCAUUCAUGUGGUCUCAGGAAUAAAACGCUAAAUAUAAUCCAAUUUUGGAACUGAGCACUUAGUAUUAAGAAAGAAUAGCAUUUCUUUCCUUGCUUGCUCUUUUAUAAAUAAUGAGGGACACACUAAGAAUCAUUAAUGUAUGUUUCUUUAUUUGGGGGGAAGGAAGAUCUGCAACUCAGACUACUAUAUUCUUAAGUUCUUACAAAAACAAACAAACGUGGUGGUAUUCUCCAGCGGAGAGCUAAGAAUUAAGGACUGACAUUACAAAUGUCUUUGUUUUUAUACUAUGUAAACGGUAUUCAUAAAAUGAAUAAAGAGCAAAAAUUUGUGAAAGUUAAA
Messenger RNA from Rhea pennata, 4949 nucleotides. RefSeq lists its product as uncharacterized. Lineage: Eukaryota; Metazoa; Chordata; Aves; Rheiformes; Rheidae. The transcript is spliced from 12 exons. Gene Ontology annotation, biological process: dephosphorylation. Gene Ontology annotation, molecular function: protein tyrosine/serine/threonine phosphatase activity; polynucleotide 5'-phosphatase activity. The coding region runs from base 372 to 2201 and encodes 609 amino acids. The record is from RefSeq and is a predicted model, not a curated record.